Messenger RNA from Cladophialophora immunda, 1446 nucleotides. RefSeq lists its product as uncharacterized. Lineage: Eukaryota; Fungi; Ascomycota; Eurotiomycetes; Chaetothyriales; Herpotrichiellaceae. The coding region runs from base 319 to 1257 and encodes 312 amino acids. Gene Ontology annotation, molecular function: cytochrome-b5 reductase activity, acting on NAD(P)H. The transcript is spliced from 3 exons. The record is from RefSeq and is a predicted model, not a curated record. Gene Ontology annotation, biological process: ergosterol biosynthetic process.
ACCAAAAAAUAUCGAACAACUUGUUCAAGAUUCUGUCUUCCUUCCCUCUCUCCGAAUUUCGUCAUAUUCGAGCUCCUCUGGGCCGUUGUUUUUGUCCUUGUUUGCGGAUAUCUCUCUUCGUUGCAGCGUUGGGGUUUCGGGUACUUCUUUCACCGACUUGCGGACUUUUCUCAGCUCAGGGGCAACCACCGUUCACUCCCCUGAAGGGCUAUUUCACAGCUCUCUUUUCGACAAGGAACAGCUUGUUUUAAUAAUUUCCUCGACAGUAUCCGGUCAUUGUCCUGUACUCUCCAGCAUUCAAAGUCGGCCAGGAUCAAUAUGUCUGCAUACAUCCGUCCUUCAAUCAAGGCUGCUGGUGUUGCAGCGGCGGGCGCCACAGCUGGCUACACGGCGUGUCAUUACUGGAACACGACCUUCUUCCAAUUUAACACAGUUCACGCCGAAUCACCUCCUUCAGAUGCCAAGGCAGCACUGAAGAAGAUGAAUUGGAAGGGGUUCACGGAGCUCAAGCUGGAAAAAGCUGAAAUGGUCAAUCACAAUGUCAAAAGACUGACUUUUGCUCUACCUGACGAUUCAUCAAUCACCGGCAUUCCACCAGUCACAUCUCUCCUGACUAGACAUACGCCCGAAGGUGCCUGGAUUCCGGUCUUCCGGCCAUACACACCUGUCAGCGCCAAUGACCAACCUGGAUAUGUGACGUUCAUGGUCAAGAGGUAUCCCAACGGCAAGGGGUCCGGCAAAAUGCACUCUCUGAAACCUGGUGAUUCAAUGCUGUUCAAGCCACUUCACGAGUUCGACUACAAGCCGAAUCAGUACUCCGCCAUGACCUUCAUUGCCGGAGGAUCUGGCAUCACCCCCAUCUACCAGCUGACCCGGUCCAUUCUCGACAACCCGGAGGACAAGACCAAGAUUGCCCUGGUCUAUGCGAACAACACCGAGGAGGAUAUUUUGCUGAAACGAGAAUUUGACGAACUGGCGCAGCAAUUCCCCGACCGCUUCACCAGGACCUACACCGUCAGCAAAAUCACGCCGGAAAAUGAGGGUCGCUACCACCAAGGCUAUGUGGACAAGACCAUGUUGAGCCAAGUGAUGCCUCACAAGAUGAACGAACAGAAUGUCAAGGUUCUCGUUAGUGGACCUCCUGCCAUGAUUGAAGCUGUGGCCGGCGCCAAAGGCGGCUUCGGAUGGACGCAGGGCAGUCUGGGCGGGAUCCUCGGAGAGCUAGGAUACACCAAGGAAGAAGUGCACAAGUUUUAGAGAUUUAUCACAUUGCCGUGGUGAGGGUGUUCUCAAUUCGAUGUCUAUAUUACUAGAACCGGGGUGAACUUUGACUUCUUGCACCAGGCGCUUUGGGGGGCGCUAGACAUAGAAUAGAUAGACAAAUACCAGAGGGUGAGGCGAGGGGCAAGCGGCUAAUCUUCUCGCCUUGGAGUCCAGUUGCGAGUA